This is a messenger RNA of Dicrocoelium dendriticum, 1258 nucleotides long. The record is from the annotation of a GenBank genome assembly. Lineage: Eukaryota; Metazoa; Platyhelminthes; Trematoda; Plagiorchiida; Dicrocoeliidae.
GUCUGUUCGCCUAAACCAUUUAUACUAGUGUCAAGCUAUUUUAACAAUAGCUUCUAGUGAUGAAAGAUUCCACACUAGUGAGCCGAUUUCGGUGUCUAGCUUCUCUGAAGGAACAAACCGAUCGCAUGAAAGAUGCAUUGACGCGUUUAUCCGAACAAAAAGAAUUCACCGACCUAGAAUCGCGAAGGAUAGCGGAAUAUAAGAGGGAGAUGCAGUGUUUGCUUGCUGAUCGAGCGUUUCACCUACAUCAGCUUCAGCUCAUCGAAUUUGAUAUUGCAUUGUUAGAUUCCACAAUCCAACAUGCUGUCCAAGACCGUCGAGAUGCGUUUGCGUCAACUGAACAACUUCAGACCCAGUACAAGCAACUUUUAGAGCAAAUCAAUGAGAAGAGGAACUUUUUAAAACUUAAACCCUUAGACGAUUCCUUGGAAUUGUGUUCCUCUUGUGCGGUACAGUCUAAUGGCUUAUGCUCUAUAGAAAGCCAUUCCAAUAAAUUGGCGAGUACUGAAGGCCUACCCAUCCUAAGUACCACCGACCCCACCGAUGGGCUCACAUUACAAUAUGGUGCGGGUGACAGUCCAUCUUUUCCCGGGUCCUCCACUCUCAGUAAGAAUACCAAUUAUGGUCUUUUGGAUGAGAUGCAGUCGGCAAACACACAGUUGGGCAUUACACCCGGAAGAACAGCUGUUAUUGGACAAUCAGAUGACUUCAGAAACUGGACAGGACCCCACACGUCGACUCAAGAAACCUGUUUCGAUUCAGUAUCCAACUAUGAUACUGCGAGAUUUCUGUGCUCUGAUGCUCCCAGUCUUGUGGCCUGUUCCGAAUCGAACCCGUUUUUUGUCACACCAGAUGGUCAAUCGAUUGGGCAGUCUCCCCCCAUGAAAACCUGCCAGUCCUGCCAGCAACUAAUCCACCGCAACGCGCCAAUAUGUCCACUAUGUAAGACGAAAAGUCGGUCGCGUCACCCAAAGAAACCUCGCGACAGGACGAUACAGCACAUUAGUGGCAUAUCUGUUUCCGUGGAUGCCGCUCCCACUCGCGAGCAGUCAGGUCCGACUGAACCAGAAUGAAUGCGAAGAUUUCACUGUACCUUCGUCUCUGACCUCAUUGUUCACCUUCUUCCUAUACGCGCCUUCUCUUUUCCUAUGCUGUGUUGUCUCAUGCCUAUCGCCGUCCUUUGACUCUCUCCAUCUCAUUUGUCACAUACAAUAAAUUCUCUGUCAACAUGUUACUCCGCAAAGAAUGUUCUUAUCCG